GCGGACCCCGGAAGUGCAACUCGAACUUGGUCGGUGCGCGGAUCCCGAGAGGAAAAGUCAUAACAACCGCACGAGGGAGUUCGACUGGCGAACUGGAAGGCCACGCCUCCUCCCGCCAACCCCCGCAGCCCUGUAGCUGGGGGCAGAGCUCAGACUGUCUUCUGAAGAUUGAUGUCUAUUUCCUUGAGCUCUUUAAUUUUGUUGCCAGUUUGGAUAAGCAUGGCACAAAUCCAGCAGGGAGGUCCAGAUGAAAAAGAAAAGACUACAGCACUGAAAGAUUUAUUAUCUAGAAUAGAUUUGGAUGAACUAAUGAAAAAAGAUGAACCGCCUCUUGAUUUUCCUGAUACUCUGGAAGGAUUUGAAUAUGCUUUUAAUGAAAAGGGGCAGUUAAGACACAUAAAAACUGGGGAACCAUUUGUUUUCAACUACCGGGAAGACUUACACAGAUGGAACCAGAAAAGAUAUGAGGCUCUAGGAGAGAUCAUCACAAAAUAUGUAUAUGAGCUCCUGGAAAAGGACUGUAAUUUGAAAAAGAUCUCUAUUCCAGUAGAUGCUACUGAGAGUGAACCAAAGAGUUUUAUCUUUAUGAGUGAGGAUGCUUUGACAAAUCCACAGAAACUGAUGAUUUUAAUUCAUGGUAGUGGUGUUGUCAGGGCAGGUCAGUGGGCUAGAAGGCUUAUUAUAAAUGAAGAUCUGGACAGUGGCACACAGAUACCUUUUAUUAAGAGAGCUUUGGAUGAAGGAUAUGGAGUAAUAGUACUAAAUCCAAAUGAAAACUAUAUCGAAGUAGAAAAACCUAAGAUACAUAUACAUUCUUCUUCGGAUAGUUCUGAUGAACCAGCAGAAAAACGUGAAAGAAAAGAUAAAGUCCCUAAAGAAACAAAGAAGCGACGUGAUUUCUAUGAGAAGUAUCGUAACCCCCAAAGAGAAAAAGAAAUGAUGCAGUUGUAUAUCAGAGAAAAUGGUUCUCCCGAAGAGCAUGCAGUCUAUGUGUGGGAUCAUUUUAUAGCCCAAUCUGCAGCUGAGAAUGUAUUUUUUGUUGCUCACAGUUAUGGAGGACUUGCUUUUGUUGAACUGAUGAUUCAACGAGAAGCAGAUGUAAAAAGUAAGGUAACUGCUGUGGCAUUGACAGACUCUGUUCACAAUGUGUGGCAUCAAGAAGCUGGCAAAACGAUUCGGGAAUGGAUGAGAGAGAACUGUUGCAAUUGGGUCUCUAGCUCGGAACCAUUAGACACAUCAGUGGAGUCCAUGCUGCCUGACUGUCCCCGAGUCUCAGCAGGCACCGAUCGUCACGAGCUGACCUCCUGGAAGAGCUUCCCGUCUAUUUUCAAAUUCUUUACCGAAGCCUCUGAGGCAAAAACCAGUUCCCUCAAGCCGGCUCUGACGCGACGCUCCCACAGAAUAAAACACGAAGAGUUGUAAGAGGAGAGCGAGCGAGACGGGGGAGGGGAAGAAAAGGAACCACACUCGAGCAUGCAUCCACACGUCUCUUAACUGCUUGUCGUCAGCGAGCAGACUCCCAGCCCCUCAUUAGAUUGUUUUCUUCCUAGAGCACAGGGUCGUGAUAUACACAUCUAAAUAGCGUUUUGCAUUAUUUCUAGAUGAGUGCAACUGUCAAAGCAAUAUGGGUUCACUGGUCGUGCUUCCUGCGGGCUGAGCUCGGGCUUCGCGCUGCCCGUCAGCGCGCAGAUUAAGGCUGACAGCGCCCUGCCCCGCGCGGUCCGCGCGGCUCUAAUUGCCUGACGGAACCCGCGCCGGCGCUGAGGGGCGAGCGGCGUCUGCGCGGUCCUACAGCCCGCCGCUGCGCAGCCGCUGCUUCUCCCCGCCCCCAGUCCCACUCAAUCCCCACCCCCAAUCAUGUUCUGUUCAUUUCUUUGCCUCUGAGCAGGACCAAACUUCUACUCUAGACUUCAAACUUCCAUUUAAAUAGGUUUUUCCCUGAGGGCAUCUUAUGCCUCUCUCUCUUUUUUUUUCCCCCCUCAGAAAAGCGAAGUUUAAAUUGAGAACACGAAUGCCAUGACGCACUACGUGGUUUGGGGUGUGCAGAUUGUUCCCUCCCUAACGAUCUAUUUUCAUUUCGAGACCAAAAGAAAAACUGUGCAUAAAAAUUUGACAGUACCGAAUCCACAUUACUGCUGAAAAUCCUUACCAGUUGAAUAUGAGAUUUUUACACAAGACUAAUUGCAGAAGAAACUGUUUGAACCAAAACAUGAUGAGAAGAUAUUCUAAGUUUAUGUGUGAAAGGUCCCCUUUUCAAUGGAAUUUCCAACUUGGUCAUUGGAAUUGACUUGAAUUUUUGAAUAUAUAGCGUGCAUUGAGUGGAAUUGUGAUUUAAAUAACACACCUGAGUUUUGCUUUUUAAAUCUUAAUGUGGCGAAAGUUUUUUGUUGUUGAUCCUAACUAGAAUGAGCUAUUCUGAACUUUCGUGGAGUUAGGCCCUUUUGAGAAUAGAAUUUUUUUAUUGUCAUCAGGAAAAAGAACCUGUGUACUCAGGGGCCUUUUCCUUCUGGAAGGCUAAAUGGGGCUAAAAUUAUUCUUGUAAGUUUUCUGCUCCAAAGUAAAGGUUGAGACCUGGUGUGAAAGAUUUUCUCCUCUCAGUCCGGUGGUAUAAUUUUUUGCACUCCACUUAUUCUGUAGGGUUUUGCCCUAUAUUUGCAACAAUUAAGCAUUUUAAAUCCAGCUAAGGCCUGGCCAACACUGUGAAACAAGAGGUAAAAUAAGUUGAUUUUACUGACUUUUGAAUUAAAUGUUAAAUUUUAACAUAAAUCAAUUUUUAAUUACUUGAAGAAUUUAAUUAUCUAGUAAAUAUUCUGUUUCUAAUAGAUGAGGACCUGAAUUUAAUAUUUUUCCAUCCUUUUUUAAAGUGUAUGCAACACUAACAUACUUGCCUUAUUUGAGGACAUGAAAAAAUGUACCCAUAAUGAUUUAGAACUGUCUUAACUCCUCAGAAAAUAAUUUAAAAUCUACCACCUCAUAGAUAAAUGUUUUUAUAUUCUAAACCGAUUUCAGCAAGUUUUAAAACUGAUAUCUCAUGCUAUGUUUGGCAUAUAAGUACAUUAAUUCUUAUAGUUUUAAUGAUGGUAAAUUAAAGUGAUCCUUUUUUCAGUGGUCAUGUCUGCAUAUCUUUUGAUGUUAUCUAGCCAGAAACAACAGAAGAGUAAAUAUCAAAAUGGCCUUUUAUCCAGUUCCUGAAUAGCUUGAAAAAGUAUAAUCCCGAUGUUCGAUCUCUCCUAUUUUAGAAUAAAUAGUGACAUCUAUAAGAUAAUGGUAUGUUUCAGAGAAAGGAUUGGAGAAUUGCUGUGGAUUGAAUAUAUUUUUCAAAGUGUAUAAAUUGGCGCCUUCAGUAUUUGAAAACGUUCACAGGAAAUAAAUUUUACAGCAUUUCUUUUUUAAAUCAGCACUUGCACAAUGCUAAAUUCAUGCAGCUUCCUCAGCUAAAUUAAUGUGCUCAGCUUAUAAAGCAAAUCACUCCUAUUCCUUCUCUUAGAUUUUCUUACCUCUGUUUUAAUAACCUUUCCUUGUAACUAGAGUAAAUCAUUGUUUAGUUGUCUUUAAUACUUUAAAACUACUGGGUUUUAGGUCUUGGUUAACUAUCUAUAGAGAGCUAUUUGCAAAUUUAAGUUGUGUAAAUUUAAUUUCACCUUGUGGAUCUGAGCUGUGGCAACCUGGAGAGAGCGAGGCAAGCCAUCCCAGACCACCAACUGAUAACUGCUCAGACUCCUUGUAAUGUAGGAUAUUUUAACCUGUUGAUAAUGGGUCUGUUGGUAUAAAUGUAAUAAUAUCGUUCACCUCAAUAUUCCUGUAGCAACAAGCAGUUGAUAGUAGCCCGCCUGCUUGGGAGCGGCCAGAUGUUAACAGUAUUUCUGCUCUGAUCUUCUCCUCCGCAUUUUUGGUUUCUAUAGACUGGCUUUUAGGAGAAUAGAGAUUUAAAGUUAGGAUGUGGGCUUUUUAUUUUAAAUAUACUUAGUUCUUAGAGACAGUGGAAUGGGAAGGAAGGAGUUGUUAAAGCAUCUAAAAUGCCAGAUAAUCUUGUCAAAACUGAAAAGCCAGGCAUUGCUUUGGAGCUUUCUAAUGGUACAAACCAUGGGAUUUGGUCAGGCUUUAAAAGUUUUCAUGGCUAUUUGAAGGUGAGGUGCGGGUAUCUACUUGUAAUAAUUGUUUUUUUCUCAAGUUUCCGCCUUGUGCUUUGACUUGUAUUGCAUUAUUGUUUAUACCAUAAAAAAGUAAAGCACAGGAGUUCCUAUACAUUAUAUAUUUCUGUUUACCAUUUAAAAAUAAAAACCGUUUUCCCAACAAGCAGAGGCAUAUGAUUUUUGCUGUGAAAUUUAUUUAUUCACCAACUAUACAGAGGCUGAUAAAAAAGCAGAAACCUGAAAACAAUGGUAAAACAACAUUUCUCAAUAUUUUAAACCUUUUAACUGUUAAUUAUUACUAUUAUUGUUGUUAUAAUAGUAAUAUCCAGGCUUUGAGUCAACUUUCACAAAACAAACUUUUUUAAAAGACAUUUGUUUUUAAUAUCCAAAAUAUCUCCUUAGCUAUCAAUGAAAUUUAAACAGCCCAUUGUUAAACUAUUGUUUUAUAAAAUAAAUUUUAAUAUUCCAUAAAUAAAUGUGUUUUACAAAAAAGAGUCUGGUGAUACUAAAUUGUUCCCAAAUUCCUAUAUAUGGGUUCUUGAUGUAUUAUGUCCAAUCUGAAAGUAACUUACAUUUAUUUUACAGCUCUUCCUUCCUUAAAACCCUGUAAUUCUUUCAAGAAGGUAUGGUGACAAAAUAUUUAACUAUAUUUAUUAGUGCUAAUUUACUAGGGUUGUUUUUUUUUUUUUU
Messenger RNA from Choloepus didactylus (southern two-toed sloth), 4823 nucleotides. RefSeq names its product family with sequence similarity 172 member A (gene ARB2A). The record is from RefSeq and is a predicted model, not a curated record. Lineage: Eukaryota; Metazoa; Chordata; Mammalia; Pilosa; Megalonychidae. The transcript is spliced from 11 exons. Gene Ontology annotation, molecular function: siRNA binding. Gene Ontology annotation, cellular component: nucleus. Gene Ontology annotation, biological process: regulatory ncRNA-mediated heterochromatin formation. The coding region runs from base 172 to 1422 and encodes 416 amino acids.